AUGUUUGGCGUUGUGAAUCAUGAUGUCUUUCGCUGGCCCGGUAUCGUCAACGGGACGGAGAAAAACCUUCUGGGUCUUUUCAUCGUCACCCUCAUGUUACCGGGGAUCCCGUGCUUGGCUUGGGGCGAAGAGCAAGCGAACUAUGUUCUGGAAAGUACUGCAGCGAACUACGUGUUCGGCCGAGCUCCAAUAACGUCCUCGCUGGCAUGGCAGUUGCACGGAUGUUACAAAGUUGGGUCAGUCAAAUAUGCCAACUUCCCUGUCGAUGCUGCAUUGUACGGGUGUGAGGACGACAAUAUCAGUCUUGAUCACCGUGAUCCUUCGCACCCCAUGCGAAACAUCAUCAAACGCAUGUUUGAGAUGCGCGAGUCGUAUCCAGUGUUGAACGACGGGUACUAUCUCCAACAGCUUUCGAACCAUACCCACAACAUCUACCUACCGGGCAGCAACGGAACACCUACCGAGACUGGCAUGUGGUCUGUCCUUCGAUCUUCCUGGUCCGGGGUGCAGAAUCUGACCGAAACUGCCGAAGGCGACCAAAGCGUGUGGCUACUGUACUCGAAUGACAAUCGUACAGUGGAGCACCAUUUCGAUUGCAGCAAAAAUGACAGCCUUGUAUCACCCUUUGUCAAAGGUACCACCGUGAGAAACCUCUUUGCACCCUACGAAGAAUAUACGCUGGAGGCAGGACCUUUCACGUUGGGAUUCGAUGGCUCAACUAAGCCAAAUGGAUGCUUGACAAAGAUUGCAAUGGACGCUUGGGGCUACAAGGCUCUGGUGCCAACGAAAAAGUUCAUCAAACCUCGGCCGGUCUUGACAGAAUUCUUUCCAGGGCACGACUACCGCUUGUGGUCUGCGGUUGACAAUGGAGACACAGUGCAUGUGUCGUUUGGGUUCUCUGUCGGGAUGGACUGCGAUUCCAUAUCGCAGAGUAUACGGAUCACCUCGACGACCACCCACUCAAGUGAUGCCGCACUCGAUCUCGACAGCGUCGUUUGCUCAACUACCAACACUACGACGCGAUGGGUUGGAGAAGCCGCUACUGCCUUCACCUACGAUGUUGACCUGCACAACGUGCAUCACGGCAUUCACCAGAUCUCCAUCAACAACGCCUCCAGCAGUGACGGGGAUUCCACUGGCGCGGCGGACAGUGUGUUGUUCCGAGUAGGCGACUUCGACAAUCCGAUGAUCUUCCCCCACACUGCGAACUACAGCAGGUCUCUGCUCUCCAAAAAAUCUGACGGGAGUCUCUACGUGUCGCACAACGCUGCAGGAGCAGAUCUUUGGCGUUACUCGCUGAACUUCGGCACGUCUUACAGCGACUGGAAUACGUACUCCGAGGGAGACAGCAAAUUGGCCCCUCGAGUGUGGUCUGGCACCUCGGCCCAGGCAUGGGAUGGGGAACAUGUUAUCGUUCAGUACUGGAGUCGCAAGGCUGGCUCGAGUGCCCAUUAUCAACACGGAGAUCUCGAUUGGAGUCGACCGAGAACCUUUCCCAAUCUUUGGAUCGAUGGACCCUUCAACCAGUUUGGAUACGAUGCUGGGCUCCAGAACCAGAUGGAGCUUGGUGCAAACUCGACCUGGAGUAUAGAUGUCCUGCUGGAAUGGCCCGCUCAGAUUCUUGUCAAUGCCUGGGGUAUCAAUCCGGAUGGCCAGCCCGACCGUACCCGGGUGUAUGGGGAUCUGGACGGUGAUCACGUCCUCGAUAGAGUGCCGCCUCAGUCGUUGGUGACGAACAUGGUCAACCUCACCGACCCUCCUCCGUCGCCCUCCCUUGCUUACAAGUUCGAGCUCAACGACAGUGACCUUCGCUACGUCGCAGUCCCCACGGGUUCCAGAUGGAUUCAGCUCGUGCUCUAUUUCCUCCUUGGCUUGAUCCCUCUGGCUACUGCCGCUGGUGCAACAUGGACUUAUCUGGGCUCAUUCUACGCGGUCAAGUUCAACGAAUUCGGAGUGAAUGAAAAGAAAGCGAGACUGUCGUCCAUUUUCAGCAGGAAGCGCACUCGAUUCCAAUCUGUCGAAGGAGGGACCUCCGGGGACGGGCUCGUCGAGAAGGCCGAACGCUGGGUGAAUCGGGGUUCAGAGCUAUUCCAAACACGCAAGCAUCAUCAGCCAAGUGGAUCGGAUACAGCAGAAGGCAACGCCGCAACUGUUUUUGGUGCUACUGUCAGGCGACCUAUGGUUACCGUGGAAAUGACACCACCAACUCGGCGUAAUGUGCUCAUCGCCACCAUGGAAUACGACAUUGAGGACUGGGGCAUCAAGAUCAAGAUCGGCGGCCUAGGUGUCAUGGCGCAGCUCAUGGGGAAACAUCUGACCCACCACAACCUCCUGUGGGUCGUGCCGUGCGUAGGGGAGGUCGACUACCCUGAACCCCAAGAAGACGAGCUCGCGGAACCAAUACAGAUCACGAUUCUGGGGAAUUCCUAUCAUGUACGGGUGCAGACACACGUAUUGCGCAACAUCACCUUUAUCCUACUGGAUGCACCAGUCUUUCGCAAGCAGACAAAGGCCGAACCCUACCCGCCUCGAAUGGACGACAUCGAGUCAGCCAUCUACUACUCAGCCUGGAACCAAUGCAUCGCCGAAUCCAUUAAGAGGUAUCGACCGGACAUCUAUCAUAUCAACGAUUACCAUGGCGCCGCCGCUCCGUUGUAUCUUCUCCCAGAUACCUUACCCUGUGCGCUAUCGCUGCACAAUGCAGAAUUCCAAGGGCUCUGGCCAAUGCGAACCGGGAAAGAACGAGAUGAGGUCUGCAAGGUGUACAAUCUUAGUCCCGAAGUCGUACGGGAGUAUGUGCAAUUCGGCGAAGUCUUCAACCUUUUGCACGCGGGCGCGAGUUACCUUCGUGAGCAUCAGAACGGCUUUGGCGCGGUCGGAGUGUCGACGAAGUACGGAAAGCGUUCCUACGCACGCUAUCCCAUCUUCUGGCGUUUGUCCCGCAUUGGCGCCCUUCCGAACCCUGAUCCGAGCGACAUUGCAGCGUGGGCUCAGGGUGACGCUACAGCCCUGGCCGAGGAAGCUACUGUCGACCCUGAGUACGAGGCCGGCCGGGCGGCCACAAGAGAGGAGGCACAGAGAUGGGCCGGUCUCGAUGUGGACGGUUCUGCUGAACUGUUCGUUUUUGUCGGCCGCUGGUCCAUGCAAAAGGGUGUAGACCUCAUCGCCGAUGUGUUUCCGGCCAUUCUCGAGAAGCACCCCAAGACGCAGUUGAUAUGUGUCGGACCAGUCAUCGACCUUUACGGCAAGUUUGCCGCCAUCAAGCUUGAAAGGAUGAUGAAAAAGUAUCCGGGCAGGGUGUACUCGAACCCCAAAUUCACCGCUCUCCCACCUUGUGUGUUCUCCGGGGCCGAGUUCGCCCUGAUACCUUCACGAGAUGAGCCGUUUGGACUGGUGGCUGUGGAGUUCGGGCGUAAAGGUGCCAUUGGGGUUGGUGCAAGAGUAGGUGGGUUGGGCCAGAUGCCUGGCUGGUGGUACACCAUUGAGAGUACCAGCAGUGCCCAUCUUCUCCAGCAGUUCAAGGGAGCCAUCGACAACGCCUUGGCUUCAAAGGUUGAAACACGCGCGAUUCUCCGAGCGAGAAGCAGUCGUCAGCGCUUCCCGGUGGCGCAAUGGGUCCAAGACCUGGAAACGUUGCAGAGCACCGCGAUCAAGCGACAUCAGAAGCAUGCGAAGAAGCCGAAGCAGACGCGUAAGAGGUUGAGCAAGCAUGUGUCUGCUCCUGCAGGAGCACAACCGGUCGGCCUGGGAAUAGAGGAUGGCCCCAGCAGCGAAGUUCAGCCGUCCGGAACCACGACACCAUCCUAUGGGGCUCACCAAACCGUUCGGAGCAGUUUUUCACCUCGGGACGGGUUCAACGGCGCGGAGACUCCCACGGUUUCCGCCAGGCACGCGACUCCGAUCUCGUCGCCCGCUUCAACCAGGCCCAAUACUCCACCACUGCCCGACUGGAGCGCCUUCCUACCUCUGAGCGCGGGGACUCGAUUCGGCCCUGGUGCUCAAACGGGCCCGGACGUGGCCGAUGAAGAUACCGAUACCGAUAGCAUUGGCGAGGCUCUUCAGUACUUUCCAGGCAACGACUUCAUUGGCAGAGCUUUCGGAGGUGAGGAAGACUACAUUGACGGGCAGGGUCGUCUGUCGGUCUUAUCAGACAGCCCCGAAGGGAUGGAACUCCGAGAUCACUUCCACGAUGGCAUCGAGCUCAGUCGCCCAUCAACACCUGGGAUCCUUGCGUCUCGGCCUCCGUCCGUGCGGAGCACUUUGAUGCCUUCAGACAAUGCACCGACCACUGCGUCUCCCUCACGGCCUUCUUCCAGCUACCAGCCCAUCACCAGGUCUGGCCAUGCGAGCGGAGAUUCAACACCCCGAGAUAUGCACAACCCAGCUCCGCACAGUCCAGCCCUGCUCCGCCCUCCCAUGCUCAGUAACGACCUGGUGGUGGGAGAGAAGAAGGAUUUCCGCCUGCAGAAGGUUGACCCGUUUUUCACAGACCCCAGGCAGGACUACGAGACAGCUUUUGCGCGGCAACUACAAGAUCUCGAUGGGCGAAACACGUACGACACAACGAUCGAAAAGUUCAUCACGAAGAGUGAAAAGGACUGGUUCAACCGUCUCCGUGGUGCCAAAAUGGGCAAAACGAGCACACCGGUCGGAUCCAUCUUCAGGGACAAGACUGGCCCCGGUGUGACGGUAUCGCCACUCGUGCAUGACCCUACCGACGACGCAGACGACUCCGAUGAAGAAACAGGGCAGCAGUUUUUGCUCCCAGACGACUACAAGCCGCCGACUGGGAUAAGAAAACUUGCGUUGCGUCGGUUGGGAGACUGGCCGCUGUACUCGCUGCUCCUGGCAUUGGGACAAGUGAUUUCCGCCAACUCAUAUCAAAUUACACUCUUGACGGGCCAGGUGGGAGAAACCGCGACAAAGCUUUACAUCAUAGCAACCAUCUACCUGGUCACGUCGGCGGCAUGGUGGGCCGUCUACAGAACACUCAAGUCGAUCUGGGUCCUCUCGCUUCCCUUUGUCUUUUUUGGGCUCGCCUUCUUCCUGAUCGGCAUGGCACCGUUUGUGAAUGGAAUCCAAGGCAAGAACUGGAUUCAACAAGUCGCCGCCGGACUCUAUGCCGCGGCGUCGUCUAGCGGAUCGUUGUUCUUCGCGCUCAACUUCGGAGACCAAGGCGGAGCCCCGGUGAGAUCGUGGGUCUUCCGUGCUUCAAUCAUACAAGGCACUCAGCAAUUAUACAUAUCCUUCCUGUGGUGCUGGGGCGCCUCGCAAGCCAAGUUGAACGACGCCGGCGCAAACACAAGUCUUGUGGUCUCCAGUCCCGCUCUUACCACCACUCUUGGCGUCCUUAUCGCUGUCCUCAUGUGGAGCAUAGGGCUCACGCUAUUCUUUGGACUGCCAGAGUACUAUCGACAGAAGCCAGGCUACGUACCAGGGUUUCUGUCCGGCGUCUUCCGUCGCAAGAUCGUGCUGUGGUUCUUCAUCAUGGUGGUCAUGCAGAAUUUCUUCCUCUCGGCACCCUACGGCCGCAACUGGCUGUACCUUUGGUCUUCACAGCACCUACCCAUCUGGAGCGUGGCUCUUCUCGUCCUACUGUUCUUUGUGGUCGUCUGGGCUGGCGUGCUCCACUAUGCCGCGGUUCUCAGCAAGCGCCACUCAUGGCUCAUGUCCAUCUUCGCAAUGGGUCUCGGCGCGCCUCGCUGGUGCCAGAUGCUCUGGGGUGUCUCGGGCGUCGGUUUAUACGUCCCCUGGGCGGGUGGGGCAAUCGGAUCCGCCAUCGCCGGUCGCUCGCUCUGGCUCUGGCUCGGGGUGAUGGAUUCGCUGCAGAAUGUCGGCUUCGGCAUGAUCAUGCUGCACACCUUGACGAGGUUCCACAUCUCCUUUGUGCUUAUUCUAGCACAGGCCCUGGGCUCAAUAGUGACGAUGGCCGCGAGAGGGUUUGCACCGGACAAUCUUGGUCCGGGUCCAGUGUUCCCUAACCUCGCGCUCAAUAUUCUGGAUGGCCUGGGGAACGCCUGGUUUUGGGUGGCGCUGUUUUGCCAACUGUUGGUCAAUGUCUUGGGCUUCAAGUUUUUCCGAAAGGAGCAGUUGUCGAAGCCAUAA
Saxophila tyrrhenica is the source of this 6105-nucleotide messenger RNA. RefSeq lists its product as uncharacterized. The coding region runs from base 1 to 6105 and encodes 2034 amino acids. The transcript is spliced from 9 exons. The record is from RefSeq and is a predicted model, not a curated record. Gene Ontology annotation, molecular function: alpha-1,3-glucan synthase activity. Gene Ontology annotation, biological process: fungal-type cell wall (1->3)-alpha-glucan biosynthetic process. Gene Ontology annotation, cellular component: fungal-type cell wall. Lineage: Eukaryota; Fungi; Ascomycota; Dothideomycetes; Mycosphaerellales; Extremaceae.